This is a messenger RNA of Trematomus bernacchii (emerald rockcod), 4118 nucleotides long. RefSeq lists its product as uncharacterized. Bases 1 to 4023 code for a protein of 1340 amino acids. Gene Ontology annotation, biological process: peptidyl-serine phosphorylation; peptidyl-threonine phosphorylation. Gene Ontology annotation, molecular function: protein serine/threonine kinase activity; ATP binding; protein tyrosine kinase activity. NCBI's taxonomy places the organism in Eukaryota, Metazoa, Chordata, Actinopteri, Perciformes, Nototheniidae. The transcript is spliced from 28 exons. The record is from RefSeq and is a predicted model, not a curated record. Gene Ontology annotation, cellular component: cytoplasm; nucleus.
AUGGAGAAGGCUAAAGUAGGCCAGCAGUUCAUGAGCUUGAAGGAGCCGCUCAAGACGUCUCCCUCCUCCCACGCUGCCUUCCUCUUUGCCCUCCUCCUCCUCCUCCUCAGAGCUGUUGUCUUUCAUUGUCCUUUGUCUCACUCCAUCCGAGGUACAUCUUACCGAGACCCCAACUCAACUCCGUCACCUGAUGCAGAGACGAACACCUCCUCCACCACCUCCUCCUCCUCCUCAUGCUACUUUCCUUCAGGGGGAGUGUGCAAACCCAUGGGUGUCCUCUCCUCCCCCUCCUCCCAAUACCUGAUCCAGUCCUUUUUGGGGGAGGGCACCUUUGGGAAAGUCGUUAAGUGCUUAAAGAUGGCCACCAACAGGACGGUGGCUGUGAAGAUCGCGAAGGGAAAGAACUUAACACCAGAGGCAAAGACUGAGAUGGAGAUAAUGGAAGUGCUCAAAGCGUUUGACUCUGACAGGUUUAACUUUGUGACGUUCAACGAUGUGUUUGUCUCCGGGAAACACGUCUGUCUGGAGUUUGAGAUCCUGGACACGAGUCUGUUUGACUUCCUCUAUCAGAAACCUCACCGCUCGCUGGCGCUGGACGAAAUCCGCCCCAUCCUGUACCAGGUUUCCGUAACGCUGCAGCUGCUCCAGAGUCUGGGAGUCGUGCACACGGACCUGAAGCCGGAGAACAUCAUGCUGCUGGACCACAGGAAGCAGCCGUGGAGAAUCAAGGUGAUCGACUUCGGCAUGGCGCGUCACGUCGCUCAGUCGGAGCUGGGCUACUACAUGCAGACACGACAUUACAGGUCCCCGGAGAUUAUCCUAGGAUUCCCCACAACGUCAGCCAUCGACAUGUGGUCUCUGGGCUGCAUCGCCGCGGAGCUGUUUGCGGGCGCUGUGCUCUACCCUGGAGACACCGAGCACGAAAUGCUGCGACAUAUAGUGCAGACUCAGGGUCAUCCUCCGUCUCGUCUCAUGGUCAAAGGCGUCCACACGCAUUGGUUUUUCCAUUAUAGAAGGAAGAGCGGGAGACGUCGUUGGAUAUUGAAGCAGUCUGGAGAAACCAACCCAAGUGCCAGACAAUUCAAAUCGCUGAAUGGUAUAAUAAAGUUAAAACCCCCCCGCCACCUGUUGGACGAAGACAACGUGGCAGAAACUGAAGACCGGAAGGUGUUCCUGGAUCUGCUGAAGAAGAUGCUUCACCUGGACAUCGAUCGGAGGAUUUCCCCCAGCGAUCUUCUUCAGCAUCCCUUCAUCACCUUGAACCGCCUCGCUCAAAACCACCAGAACAGCUUCUACGUGAAAUCCAGCUGUGAAAAGAUGGAGGUCUGCCUGGAUCAGAGUGAGGGCUUUGACGGGGGUCAGAUGAACCUGUCGCCCUCCACCAGCGGAGCAGAGGGCCCCCCCGCCUGGUUCAGGACCCAAGAACACCCCCUCAUCCUGGGCAUCUCGUCCCAGGUAUCGGACAGCCUCUCCAUAAACGAUGAAGAGAGUCAACAACAACAACAACAACAACAACAACAACCCCCUCCUCAAUCGCCUGUUGCUGUAAAGCCUGUGUCCCCGCCGCUGCAAGUUAGCACUGCGCCUCCACCCUGCCAACAAGAGAGAACCGGGAGGAAGGCGCUGAGGAAAUCAUCGAGGAGAAAACCCCGCGGUGACGACAGCAGCCCGGAGAGAGACAGACCAUCGAGCAAGAGCAGGAACACAGAAAUCAUCCAGACAUCAAAAAAGACUACGAUCCGUGUGGCCGAAAUAAAACGCGGGAGAAAGCGGACGUGGGACACUUUCUUAGCGUCCCACAUCGUGUCAAAAAAGCGAGUCAAGGAUUCACCGGAGAGCAAGAAAAGGAAAAGGGAUGAUUCUGAGGCUGAAGGAAAACCCGGGAGAAAGCGAACGUGGGACACUUUUGUAGCCUCAGGAUUAAGCGUGAAAUCCAGCUGUGAAAAGAUGGAGGUCUGCCUGGAUCAGAGUGAGGGCUUUGACGGGGGUCAGAUGAACCUGUCGCCCUCCACCAGCGGAGCAGAGGGCCCCCCCGCCUGGUUCAGGACCCAAGAACACCCCCUCAUCCUGGGCAUCUCGUCCCAGGUAUCGGACAGCCUCUCCAUAAACGAUGAAGAGAGUCAACAACAACAACAACAACAACAACAACAACAACCCCCUCCUCAAUCGCCUGUUGCUGUAAAGCCUGUGUCCCCGCCGCUGCAAGUUAGCACUGCGCCUCCACCCUGCCAACAAGAGAGAACCGGGAGGAAGGCGCUGAGGAAAUCAUCGAGGAGAAAACCCCGCGGUGACGACAGCAGCCCGGAGAGAGACAGACCAUCGAGCAAGAGCAGGAACACAGAAAUCAUCCAGACAUCAAAAAAGACUACGAUCCGUGUGGCCGAAAUAAAACCGGGGAGAAAACGGACGUGGGACACUUUCUUAGCGUCCCACAUCGUGUCAAAAAAGCGAGUCAAGGAUUCACCGGAGAGCAAGAAAAGAAAAAGGGAUGAUUCUGAGGCUGAAAGAAAACCCGGGAGAAAGCGAACGUGGGACACUUUUGUAGCCUCAGGAUUAAGCGUGAAAUCCAGCUGUGAAAAGAUGGAGGUCUGCCUGGAUCAGAGUGAGGGCUUUGACGGGGGUCAGAUGAACCUGUCGCCCUCCACCAGCGGAGCAGAGGGCCCCCCCGCCUGGUUCAGGACCCAAGAACACCCCCUCAUCCUGGGCAUCUCGUCCCAGCCUGUGUCCCCGCCGCUGCAAGUUAGCACUGCGCCUCCACCCUGCCAACAAGAGAGAACCGGGAGGAAGGCGCUGAGGAAAUCAUCGAGGAGAAAACCCCGCGGUGACGACAGCAGCCCGGAGAGAGACAGACCAUCGAGCAAGAGCAGGAACACAGAAAUCAUCCAGACAUCAAAAAAGACUACGAUCCGUGUGGCCGAAAUAAAACCGGGGAGAAAACGGACGUGGGACACUUUCUUAGCGUCCCACAUCGUGUCAAAAAAGCGAGUCAAGGAUUCACCGGAGAGCAAGAAAAGAAAAAGGAAUGAUUCUGAGGCUGAAGGAAAACCCGGGAGAAAGCGAACGUGGGACAUUUUUGUAGCCUCAGGAUUAAGCGUGAAAUCCAGCUGUGAAAAGAUGGAGGUCUGCCUGGAUCAGAGUGAGGGCUUUGACGGGGGUCAGAUGAACCUGUCGCCCUCCACCAGCGGAGCAGAGGGCCCCCCCGCCUGGUUCAGGACCCAAGAACACCCCCUCAUCCUGGGCAUCUCGUCCCAGGUAUCGGACAGCCUCUCCAUAAACGAUGAAGAGAGUCAACAACAACAACAACAACAACAACAACAACAACAACAACCCCCUCCUCAAUCGCCUGUUGCUGUAAAGCCUGUGUCCCCGCCGCUGCAAGUUAGCACUGCGCCUCCACCCUGCCAACAAGAGAGAACCGGGAGGAAGGCGCUGAGGAAAUCAUCGAGGAGAAAACCCCGCGGUGACGACAGCAGCCCGGAGAGAGACAGACCAUCGAGCAAGAGCAGGAACACAGAAAUCAUCCAGACAUCAAAAAAGACUACGAUCCGUGUGGCCGAAAUAAAACCGGGGAGAAAGCGGACGUGGGACACUUUCUUAGCGUCCCACAUCGUGUCAAAAAAGCGAGUCAAGGAUUCACCGGAGAGCAAGAAAAGAAAAAGGGAUGAUUCUGAGGCUGAAGGAAAACCCGGGAGAAAGCGAACGUGGGACACUUUUGUAGCCUCAGGAUUAAGAAAGCAAAUCAAUUCCUCACCGGAGAGGAAGAAAAGGAAGCGUGAUGAUUCUGAAGAAGCGGAGAGAAAACCCAGGGGACAGUGGACGUGGGACACUUUCUUAGCUUCACACAUCGAGUUAAAAAAUGAACGCAGUGGCUCUCCGGAGAGGAAGAUGAGGAAGACGAGCCUGGAAGAGGAGGAGGCAAACACACAAGGCUCGUCUCUGAGCACCAGGAAGAGAAAGCGACACCCUGGGGAUCCUCCAGAGGGGGAGGAGGAGCCCAGGUGUGUCAAGAGAAGGAGAUAUUAAAGGGGGAGAGUGCCAAGUCCGAUGGGGUUGAGCACCAAAACUAAGGGGGGAGGGCUGAAAUUACAAGAGCGCUGAAACUAUGGGGGAGGGAGACA